Molecule: messenger RNA, 1009 nt
Organism: Fragaria vesca subsp. vesca
Lineage: Eukaryota; Viridiplantae; Streptophyta; Magnoliopsida; Rosales; Rosaceae
Product: cinnamoyl-CoA reductase 2-like
Exons: 6
Coding region: 32-1009 (325 amino acids)
Molecular function (GO): oxidoreductase activity, acting on the CH-OH group of donors, NAD or NADP as acceptor
Source: RefSeq, a predicted model, not a curated record
UCAGAACAGAUCUUGUUCAUGUUUGCUAACAAUGGGAGAGAAAGAAACGGUGUGUGUAACUGGAGCUGGAGGCUUUGUGGCAUCUUGGGUCACCAAGUUGCUUCUCUCUGAGGGCUACAAAGUUCAUGGCACUGCUAGAGACCCAUGUAAUGAGAAGAAUGGUCAUUUGAAGAAGUUGGUAAACGCUUCUGAGAAUUUGCAACUGUUCAAGGCAGACUUGUUCGACUUUGAAGGUCUUUGUGCUGCCAUUUCUGGGUGUUCUGGUGUUUUCCAUGUUGCCUCCUCUGUUCCUUCCGACGAAAAUUCCGUUUUCCAUGAUGAGGGAGAAUUUAUCGAACCUGCUCUGAGGGGCACACGGAAUGUACUAGAUGCAUGUAUCAAGGCAAAAGUAAAGAGGGUUGUGGUCGUGUCAUCUGCUGGUGCUGUUGUAUACAACCCGAAAUGGCCCAAGGAUCAACCUAUGGAUGAAGAGUGUCGGUCUGACCCUGAGUAUUGCAAGAGAGCUAAGACAAACUUUGGCAACUAUUGUCUUGCCAAGACAAUGGCAGAAACUGAAGCUUUGGAGUAUGCAAAGAAAAGUGAACCGAGAAUCAUAACAGUUUGCCCUUCCUUUGUUUUUGGUCCAAUGCUGCAAUCAACAGUAAAUUCAAGUAACUUGGUGCUGAUGUCUCUUCUGAAAGAUGGACUCGAAUCUGUUGAGAACCGUGUUCGUCCUGUUGUCGAUGUGCGUGAUGUAGCUGAAGCACUACUUCUGGCAUAUAAAAAGCCAGAAGCAGGAGGCAGAUACAUUUGUACAUCUUAUGUGAUAAAUGUGCAAUCUUUGGUGAAGAUGUUGAAGGGCUUGUAUCCAAAUUAUAACUAUCCCAAAAGAAUCAUUGAAGUAAAUGAAGACAUAAAGAUCACUUCAGAGAAAUUGCAGAAACUUGGUUGGAAGUAUAGGCCAUUAGAGGAGACGAUUGUCGAUGCUGUUAACGACUAUACGAAGAAAGUGGAAAUAAAGACUAGCUAG